AUGGUACCACAACAAGAAUCGUUCGUAGGGUCAAUCGACCAAGGCACGACCUCUUCGCGCUUCCUGAUCUUCAACAAGUCUGGUGAGCCCGUGGCAUCACAUCAGAUCGAGUUCAAGCAGAUAUAUCCGCAGCCAGGCUGGCACGAACACGACCCCAACGAGAUUGUACAAUCUGUCGAGAAAUGUAUAGACGAAGCUGUAGCACAGUUUGAGAACCAAGGACACUCCGCCAAGAGCAUCAAAGCUGUUGGUAUCACAAAUCAAAGAGAGACUACCGUGGUCUGGGAUUCUACAACUGGAGAGCCUUUGCACAAUGCCAUUGUCUGGACAGACACGCGGUCUCAGACGUUGGUCCGAAAGAUUAAGCAGAGACUCGGGGCCGAUGAGCUGCAAAAGAUAUGCGGUGUUCCACUGUCCACCUACCCCUCCGUCAGCAAGCUACUCUGGCUGAUGGAGAAUGUUCAGGCUGUGAAGCAGUGCUACGACAAAGGCAACCUUGCCUUUGGCACUAUCGAUGCCUGGCUGGUUUACAAGCUCAAUGGAGGCCCAAAGAGGAACAUCUUUGUAUCAGAUCCGUCUAAUGCCUCCAGAACAAUGUUCAUGGACCUGAAGACCUUGAACUACUCAGAUUCUCUGUUGGACUUCUUCCGGCUGGACACCUCAAAGCUCAAGCUGCCCAAGAUUGUGCAAUCCUCAGAUCCUAAGGCCUAUGGCACAUUAGCAUCUACUGUACUGUCAGGAAUCGCAAUCACUGGUUGUCUUGGUGACCAGUCGGCUGCUCUGGUCGGCCAGAAAGGAUUCGCGCCUGGUCUGGCAAAGAAUACCUACGGUACUGGCUGCUUCUUGCUUAUGAAUGUCGGCGAAAAGCCAGUUGUCUCCACGCAUGGACUUUUGACUACUGUUGCGUACGACUUCCACAACAUGAAACCAAACUAUGCCUUGGAAGGCAGUAUCGCUGUGGCUGGAUCUUCCAUCAAGUUUCUGCAAAACAACCUUGAGUUCAUUGAGUCAUCAGCCCAGGUCAGUCAACUAGCCGAGACUGUUGAGGAUAACGGUGGCGUCACCUUCGUCACUGCCUUCUCAGGUCUUUUCGCGCCAUAUUGGAUUGACGAUGCUAGAGGCACAAUCUUCGGCAUCACCGCAUACACUAAAAAGGGCCACAUUGCCCGAGCAACUCUAGAAGCUACUUGCUUCCAAACCAAAGCAAUCCUUGAGUCUAUGGGCAAGGAUUCUGGCUACGAUCUGAAGGAGUUGGCAGUCGAUGGCGGCAUGUGUAACUCGGACCUGACGAUGCAGACACAAUCUGACCUGAUUGGUAUUCCUGUAGUCAGGCCAGCCAUGCGUGAGACUACUGCCCUAGGAGCCGCUAUCGCUGCUGGUCUAGCAGUCGGCGUAUGGAACAGCUUGGAUGAUUUCAAAGAUGUCAACAGCGAAGGCAAGACUACCUUCAAGCCUAAGAUCUCUGCAGAAGAAAGAGACGGCAAGUUUGCAAAGUGGGAGAAGGCUGUGCAGAUGUGCAAGGGCUGGGCUAGCUGA
Molecule: messenger RNA, 1536 nt
Organism: Lithohypha guttulata
Lineage: Eukaryota; Fungi; Ascomycota; Eurotiomycetes; Chaetothyriales; Trichomeriaceae
Gene: GUT1
Product: Glycerol kinase
Exons: 2
Coding region: 1-1536 (511 amino acids)
Biological process (GO): triglyceride metabolic process; phosphorylation; glycerol metabolic process
Cellular component (GO): mitochondrion
Molecular function (GO): glycerol kinase activity
Source: RefSeq, a predicted model, not a curated record